This is a messenger RNA of Arabis nemorensis, 1542 nucleotides long. Lineage: Eukaryota; Viridiplantae; Streptophyta; Magnoliopsida; Brassicales; Brassicaceae. The record is from the annotation of a GenBank genome assembly.
AUGGCUUCCAUUUCCACUUCUUUCCCAUUAACCACCGGGCCACCGCAAGGGUCCCGGCUUAACCGGAGAAAACGGAGGUUAACUGUUUUGGCCGCCAAACAAACCAAGGGAGAUGAUUCGGAGGGAAAGCAAACCGGGAAAUCGCCAGCUUCGAACCCAUUCCGAUUCGAUUUCGGUAAGUUACCGGACAUGACGUCACUGGUGCCGGUAGUGACGAACCCUUCGACCGGUUUAGCGUUUGGUAAUAACAGAAGAAAGGAUCCCGGUACGGUUUUUGUUGCCGGUGCUACGGGACAAGCCGGUAUACGCAUAGCUCAAACGCUCUUGCAACGAGGAUUCAGCGUCAGAGCCGGCGUUCCCGACCUAGGAGCCGCUCAGGACCUCGCUCGUGUCGCGGCUACUUACAAGAUUCUAUCUAAGGAGGAGGUCAAGAGGCUAAACGCGGUGCAAUCCCCAUUCCAAGACGCCGAAUCAAUCGCCAAAGCCAUUGGAAACGCGACCAAGGUUGUAGUUACGGUCGGGGCGACAGAGAACGGUCCUGACGCUCAAGUCUCGACCUCAGACGCGCUUCUCGUGGUUCAAGCGGCUGAGCUCGCCGGCGUAAGCCACGUCGCGAUCGUCUACGACGAGAGCAACAGCGGAUCCACGUACAAUGUUAUCGACGGAAUUACUUCCUUCUUCAGCAACCUUUUCUCUCAAUCUCAGCCGUUGACUAUCUCUGACCUCAUCGAGAAAGUGGCUCAAACGGACGUGGCGUACACGCUCAUAAAGACGAGCUUGACGGAGGAUUCGUCGCCGGAGAAAUCUUAUAACGUCGUUGUUUCAGCUGAAGGGAGUAAAAACGGAAGUGGCAGUAGUUCGUCCGAGGCCUACAAAGUCCCAAAGUUGAAGAUCGCAUCGCUGGUUGCUGACAUUUUCGCCAACACGACAGUGGCAGAAAAUAAGGUGGUGGAAGUUUCUACGGAUCCAUCCGCACCGUUGAAGCCAUUGGAUGAGCUUUUCAGUGUAAUCCCAGAAGAUGGGAGGAGGAAAGUGUACGCAGAUGCAAUCGCAAGGGAAAGAGCAGAGGAAGAGGCGAAACUGGCUGCUGAGAGAGCUCGAGAAGCAGCGGAAGCGGCGAAGGAGCUUGAGAAACAAAUGCAGAAGCUCUCUGAGAAAGAAGCAGAAGCUGCUAGCUUAGCCGAGGAAGCGCAAGAGAAAGCAGAUGCCGUGGGAGUCACGGUGAACGGCUUAUUAAACAAGGCAAAAGAUAUCGGAUCCGGACUGUCCUGGAAUAAACUCGGUUCUCAGUUCGCUACCGCGGUUCAAAACGCUUCAGAAACACCUAAAGUGCAAGUCGCUACGGUCAGAGGACAAGCGAAGGCGAGAAACUUGCCACCCAAGAAAGCAGUGGUGAAACAGAGAAACGUGAGCGCUAAACCCACUACAUCAGCGUUUGCGUCCAAACAGAAGGAAGAACGUCUGAAGAAGCCAGAGAAAGAGGUGAGGAAAGUGUUCGGAGGACUGUUUAAGCAGGAGACUAUCUACGUCGACGACGACUGA